This is a messenger RNA of Spodoptera exigua (beet armyworm), 1222 nucleotides long. NCBI's taxonomy places the organism in Eukaryota, Metazoa, Arthropoda, Insecta, Lepidoptera, Noctuidae. The record is from the annotation of a GenBank genome assembly.
UCGUGGUGCUUUUCCGUGCGGUUGGUAACAUCUGCCCCUUCCUUCCUUCUUUUGCGCCGCUCCUCCGGGCAGAACUGCGAGAGAACGUGAUCGAUCGAAUUUCAAAAAAGGCACACACCUACCCCCUGUGCUCCCGAGAUCACGAAAUUACUCUAAAUCUCCUGAUUUAAAAUUCAGGGGUUCGUGUUUCGUGAUUUAUUCCAUUCCGUGUGUGUACCCAGUUUCCACCUCGACCCGCGAGGUAAUUACCAAGUGAGCACCCACCUAACCGAACAAAAUGUCCAACCUCGCUGAUCCGGUCGCGUUCGCGAAAGAUUUCAUCGCUGGCGGUGUCUCCGCUGCGGUUUCCAAGACCGCCGUCGCGCCCAUCGAGCGUGUCAAGCUGCUGCUCCAAGUCCAGCACGUCAGCAAACAGAUCGCCGCUGACCAGCGCUACAAGGGUAUCGUAGAUGCUUUCGUCCGCAUUCCCAAGGAGCAGGGACUCCUCUCCUUCUGGCGUGGUAACUUCGCCAACGUCAUCAGAUACUUCCCAACCCAGGCGCUCAACUUCGCCUUCAAGGACAAGUACAAGCAGGUGUUCCUCGGAGGCGUAGACAAGAACACGCAGUUCUGGCGCUACUUCGCGGGUAACCUGGCGUCCGGUGGUGCCGCCGGUGCCACUUCCCUGUGCUUCGUGUACCCACUCGACUUCGCCCGUACCCGUCUGGCCGCCGACGUCGGCAAGGGAGACGGCCAGCGUGAAUUCAAGGGUCUCGGAGACUGCAUUGGCAAAAUCUUCAAGUCCGACGGUCUGACCGGUCUCUACAGAGGCUUCGGUGUGUCCGUACAAGGUAUCAUCAUCUACCGUGCCUCAUACUUCGGAUUCUACGACACAGCCCGUGGCAUGCUGCCCGACCCCAAGAACACACCACUUGUCAUCAGCUGGGCCAUCGCGCAGACUGUCACCACCGUUGCUGGUAUCAUCUCGUAUCCCUUCGACACGGUCCGUAGGCGCAUGAUGAUGCAGUCUGGCCGUGCCAAGGGCGACAUCCUGUACAAGAACACUCUCCACUGCUGGGCCACCAUCGCCAAGACCGAGGGUUCCGGCGCCUUCUUCAAGGGAGCCUUCUCCAACGUCCUCAGAGGAACCGGAGGUGCCUUCGUAUUGGUGUUAUACGAUGAGAUCAAGAAGCUUCUCUAAAUCUAAUGUAAGAAUUGUUACCAUAAUUUCAAUUUAUUGUGA